Molecule: messenger RNA, 3141 nt
Organism: Bradysia coprophila
Lineage: Eukaryota; Metazoa; Arthropoda; Insecta; Diptera; Sciaridae
Molecular function (GO): RNA uridylyltransferase activity
Source: RefSeq, a predicted model, not a curated record
AAUUAACAAUCUGUCAACAAACGCAACAAACACUCCUCCUGUCGCCUUGAAUUCUUCAAUAAACUAUAUUUUAGAGUAUAGCUUUUGUUAAAAUUAAAUAAUUCGAACCAGGCACCUGGUUUCUCAACAAUUUGAUUUUAAUAAGCUUUCGAAAAUAAUGUAAAAUUUAACGGACAGCCGAUAGAUUGAAAGGAAGAGUAAGUAAAUUGUAGAAUCUAUGGUCAGAUGGUAGAUUACUUGGCUUUUGUUAUUUUUUUUCGUUUCGCUUUGACAUUACACCUAUCAAUUUUGCUAAACAAAAACGCACACAUCGACAUCUCAGUUAACGGAGGUUAUUUCGCAACGAUUAGAAAUUUAAACUAAAAGUCUUUUCCUAAAAUUAAAAAAAAUGUCGCAACUCUACUUUCAACCACCGCAACCAAGUCCUCAAAGGAACAUCGAACUGAGUAAAUUGUUGUCGUGGAUUCUCCGUCACGGAGCGAAUGAAGAAAAAUUACCGAUUGACGCAAAUGGAUACAUUGACAUUGAUGUGAUUCUGAAAACGCACCGAUUUGUUGCAAAGAAAUUCUCAUUGAACGAAAUCAAAAAUGUGGUCGCAAACGAUCGAAAGCAAAGAUUCGCGUUGGAUACGUUGCCGAACGGUAAAAUGCGCAUCAAGGCUAAUCAAGGCCAUUCAAUGGCUAAUGUUCAAAUGACAAUGACCAAAAUUGAUGAUGCCCGCAAAGUUCCGAUUGCCGUCCAUGGAACUUAUUACCGAUUUUGGGAAAAGAUCAAAGCAGAAGGAUUGAAGAGAAUGACCAGAAAUCACAUACAUUUGACGGAAAAUGAAGUAUUCAGUGGGGAUACUAGUGGAUUCCGUUCCAGUUCUGAAAUAUUGAUCUACGUUGAUGUUAGCAAAGCGGUGUCAGACGGUGUUGUAUUUUAUCGUUCGGCCAAUAAUGUUAUUUUGACCGAAGGACUAGAUGGAGUUUUGCCAAGUAAAUAUUUUGCUAGGGUCGUUGACCGUGUAACCAAAAAACGGUUACUAUAAGAACGUAUAUUUUCCAAUUUUAUUCCCGUUUCGACUAUGGCUGAUGCAACCAACCCCAAUACAUCAGUGACCAAAGUAAAUUCACAAAAGAACUCACCGAAAGCCAAAAACGAUGCCCCAAAUAAUAAAGCGAAAAAGCGGCAGCAGAAAAAACGGAAGUUACCAAUGAAUGAUCACCUUCAAGAAGCUGUGUGCACGGCUCUAAGAAACUGUGCAGAAGGCAGCGAAAUACAAGCAUUGACGUAUGCACUACAACCGGAAAGCGAUUUUAUGGCAUGCAUAUUCCAGAAAAUAUUCUGUGACAUCAACCUAGUGUUGAACCAGCGAUGCAAAAAAUUUGAGAUUUAUCCCUUCGGAUCGUCGGUGUGCGGCAUGGCCUUUAAAACCAGCGAUUUCGACAUUUACGUCGAUAUAAAAGAUCUGCCCGACAAAUCGAAGAAAACCGUUUCGAGGAUCAUUUUCCAAACCAUUGAUACGAUGAAACGCACGAACUUAUUCGAACAGACCGUUGCCAUUGUCAACGCUAAAAUACCUCUACUGAAAUGUGUCCACGUCAAGACCGGCUUUCAGUGUGACUUCAGCUUCACCAGCCCGAUGGGUCGAUACAAUAGUCAGAUCAUUCGAGAAAUCAUCUUUCUCGACCAACGAAUCCAUCCGUUGAUUAUCAUUUUAAAGCAUUGGAUGAAAACGCGUAAUCUAUUGGGCACCGGCAAAAUAACAUCCUACUGCCUGAUCAUGAUGGUGAUCUUCUACCUACAGCAUGAGAAAAUAAUAAGGCCACUUGCCGUCUACCAGACGCAAGUUCCUAAAUUUAUCGUCGACAAAUACUGGAAUUUGGCUUGGAAUAAUGCACUGCCGAAUCGGUUCAAUAACGGUUCGGACCUGAUGAUCUCCAGUUUGUUGCGUGGAUUCGUUGACUUCUAUAAACAAUUCGAUUUUCAACGCUACAUCAUUUGCCCGCUCUAUGGUCAAACAUAUGAAAGGGCCACGUUCGCGCAAAAAACGCCACCGGAAUUCGAGGCAUACAUUGAAUACAUGAAAUCUGAUGGAGCCUCACCAUUGAAUCUACACCAUGUAAUGUGCGUCCAAGAUCCAUUCGCUUUAAAUCACAAUGUAGCGGCAUCAUGUGGAUCCGUCCAUCGGUUCUUCAGUUUGGAGCUGCGUCAUGCAUCGGAUAUGUUCAAAACGCAACUAAAAUCCGGUGUCACAUCAGCCGCAUUUCUUCUACGAUUCUUCACCGAAUUUGCCGUCGAUCCCGAACUGAACAAGGACAUGUCAGCGACCAAAUCAAGUGAAUUCCAGGUGAGACUAUUGCCGCUCGAAUUUGAACUGUCCGUGAUACGCAGAAUGAUGAUGGAUGAGAGUCGAUCGGUGCCAAUUGAACCGGACCAAGUGAGGAAACGUUGGUCAGCGUUAACAGUACUAUUAAUCCGAUUCAUAUUCGAACACUUGUUCAAACUGCAAGUGAACGUCGUUGAUAUGCAGAACAACACGGACGAGCGACUAAAAAAAUAUCAAAAAUUGAAUGGACAAAAGGAUGUUAGUGAGGCAUUGGAACUGGUCCAUUGGAAUGUGAGUGGUACGGAAGACGUUUACCACAUGAAAAAAUUGACCAAAUGCACCACAACGACAUAUUUCGUGGAUGAAGCUACCUAUGCUACGAAUAAACUACAACAGCUGAGCGAGUCAAAGAAACAUUCAGUCGAACUAAAUUGCAUCGUGUCGAUCAAUUCAACACCCGUCGACGUUCAUAUACUAUUCAAUGAAACUGACAACACUAAGAAAAAUGCCACCAAAUGUUUCUAUCAAAGCUUUACGAGGAGCAUUCGGAAUCACAUGAAAGCGUAUUUCUUGCAUUGUCAACGUGUAUCGGGUAUCGUGGAGCCAGCAUCUCUUUUAGAGUCAUGUAAAGAAGAAGUGAAAACUAAUACUAAACAAACCGUGGUCGAUGAUAGGGCAAUGAUGGAUAAAGAAAGUGACGUACUGCUUUCCGAGGGUGUUGGUCAGAUAACAGGUGAGAUUACAGUUCAAAAUUGAAUUAACUGAAAACUGACAUGUUUUGCGCUCGAAAUGUAUUAAGAAAUAAAAUUGAGAAUUUUACGGAAUUUUAA